Diospyros lotus (date-plum) is the source of this 2001-nucleotide messenger RNA. Its product is annotated as mitochondrial carrier protein CoAc1. The transcript is spliced from 7 exons. The coding region runs from base 723 to 1757 and encodes 344 amino acids. Gene Ontology annotation, biological process: transmembrane transport. The record is from RefSeq and is a predicted model, not a curated record. NCBI's taxonomy places the organism in Eukaryota, Viridiplantae, Streptophyta, Magnoliopsida, Ericales, Ebenaceae.
GGCGCACGGAUUGUCCGCGAUGGAACUGCCUCCCGUUCUAUAUUGAUUCCACGAAGCGCCGUCCAAGAGGAAGAAGAAGAAGAAGAAGAAGAUUCUGAACGAAGCCCCCAAGAAAGCCUCCUUCCUAAGGUGAAGGAGACCGGGCAAUUGAUUCAAAUUCGUAAUAAAAUAGUUGAAUUCCUGUUCUCCUCCAACCCCAUCGAUCCCUCCCUCCCAAUACCUUUGAUCCGCGCUGUUGAUUUCCGAUCCAAAUCUUCGCUAGAAUCGAUCUAUUUGGCUUCGGAUCCUCCCGGUGAACGCGUUUCGAUUAUUAGGUCUACAUUAUUCAGUUUCACGCAAGUUUUCGGUUUAGUCUAAAGGGUUUGGCUUUGGCUUUCUGAUGUCGGCGUCGUAUUGUGGGUCAGAUUUAAUCAAUAUGGAUUUACGAGGGCAAUUGCUUGAAUUGAGGGGGGCUUGAUUGCUCGAUCCUUGUGCUCAGUUAAUCUGCUUUUGUUGAUGUAUCUUGUUAUUGUCAAAGAACAGGAUCGGCUUGUGAACGUACCGAACUCGUUUCCGGGUGUUCUCAGGCCAGUUUCUUUAAUAUUUGAACAGAUAACCUUCUCGUUUUGUAUCCCCAGAGAUAGAUGGGAUAAGGAGUUCUUCAAACUGCAGAGUGGAUAGGUAAAAAGUAACUGAUUUUAAAAGGUUUUGGUAGAAAGUUGGUGUGAGUUGUGGUAGUUCAGAUGGAUUCUUCGCAAGGAUCGGCUUUGUCCACAAAGGUCACUGGCUUUGUUGAUGGGUCAUCCGCACGUAAAGAAGUUUCUUAUCUUGAUAGCUUGCCUGUCUAUGCCAAGGAGCUAAUAGCUGGAGGUGCUGCUGGGGGAUUUGCAAAAUCCGCUGUGGCUCCCCUCGAACGGAUUAAGAUACUCUUGCAGACUAGAACUGAAGGAUUUCAUUCUUUGGGGGUCUACCAGUCAUUAAAGAAGUUACUAAAGCAUGAGGGUGUUUUAGGAUUCUAUAGGGGAAAUGGAGCCAGUGUCCUUCGCAUUGUUCCAUACGCAGCAUUACAUUUCAUGACAUAUGAGCAAUAUCGCACUUGGAUCUUGAAUAACUACUCUGCACUGGGUACGGGCCCUGUAAUAGACCUUCUAGCUGGUUCAGCAGCUGGAGGAACAGCAGUUCUGUGCACGUAUCCCUUAGAUUUGGCUCGUACUAAACUUGCUUACCAGGUUGUGGACACAAGAGGAGCUCUCAGGAAUGGUGCAAGAAGUUCUCAUGCACAGCCUGUGUACAAUGGCAUAAAACACGUACUAGGGAGUGUUUACAAAGAGGGAGGAGUACGAGGACUGUAUCGGGGAGUAGGUCCAACACUCAUUGGCAUUCUUCCUUAUGCUGGUUUAAAAUUUUACAUCUACGAGGAACUGAAGAGGCAUGUUCCUGAAGAACACCAAAAAUCCAUUUUGAUGCGUCUUUCUUGUGGAGCUUUAGCUGGUUUAUUUGGACAGACCUUCACAUAUCCCUUGGAUGUUGUUAGGAGGCAGAUGCAGGUUGAACACCUGCAACCUUCAGUUCAAGGUGGUGGUAGAUACAGGAACACAUUCCAUGCUCUUACAACUAUUGUUCGUAAUCAAGGAGGGGCACAAUUAUUUGCUGGGCUAAGCAUUAACUACAUUAAGAUCGUUCCUUCCGUUGCCAUUGGAUUCACGGCUUACGACACGAUGAAGGCGUGGCUUAACAUUCCGCCUCGACAGAAAUCAUCGGCGGCAUCAUCGUCGUAGUCGUCAUAAUCAUCAGCAGCUGCAUGCGCUGAGAUACAUGGGCAUGAACACAGCCGUAUAUGCAAAGCUCGUUCACAGUUGAAUCUCAUCUCUAGCGGAGACUAGGGAGCUGGUUAGCCAUGUUUUGUUUCGUAUUUGAUUCUCGUCUUUGGUACUUUCGACAUAGCAGAAUAAAAGUACUGGUACUGUUCUGUGUGGGCUAUGUUCUUAAAGAUCCGGCCUUUAAAUUUAAUGUUUCAACUGA